GUGAGAUGCGGUUCGGAGGCUCCUCGUCCGCCGUCAUCAUUUAUGACUGUGAUUGUUUCCCCCUGAGAGACGCCGAGAAGAGAGCGAGUGCUGCUGUUGUGUGAGCGUGGAUCUCUGCUUGUGUGUUUGCGAGGAUCAACAUGACGCAGUGGUGGGCUUUACUCGUUGUUGUUUACCUGUCCAUCAGCCGGGCCGCCACUCAGCACCACAGGAAAGCUCUGUAUCCAUCUGCGUAUAGGAUAAAGCGUGGGACAUACUCGCUGAUCAACCCCACGUUCCAGCGCUCGGCGGAGGACGUCAAUCUGCUUUUUGAGAUUCUGUUGGCUGGAAUGCAGAUCCAAGGCGAGGAACACACCCUCCUGAUCCCAGACAAGGAACUGGCCUCCCUGAGAAGCGUGGAGAAGCUGGAGGUCGUCUGCGAGGACGUCCUGCCCAAGAAGCUCUCCGACAUCCGCCGUCUGACGGCCGAGCUCGUCCAGCGGCAGCAGCCUCUGAGCUGGCAGGACUUUGAGAGGACAGUGCUGACCUUAGUGUACACGACUCAGACGCUGGCUCGACUCACCAACCAGCACCAGAGAGAGCUGUGGACGGACACCUUGAUCCAGCUGUUCCGAGCCCUUCAAAAAGACCUCAGGCCGUCUUGAGGAAGAUUCAGAAGUUCUUUUCCCAGCUAUAGCUCUUGUCUUUAGUUUUUUUCCCCAAUUUCAUGCAAAGUAACAAAUGAAUGUUUCACAAAAACAGCGAAACUCUCGACAUUCACUUUGUCCAGAACUCUCAACAACAUCUUGUCGUUUUCUUUUACUUGAUUGGGUCGAGUCUCGUUAUCAACUUAAACCACAAACUAGUGGAAAAGUUCAUGUGUGAACUUUUUAUCAGCUUCUCCGAGUUAAAGAGUGAACUUCUAUCCUCAAGAGAUCAGUGCAGUUCGCUCCUCUGUUCUACAGUGAAACGCUGCAGUACAUGAGCUGUCAAACUGGAGGGCUUUAAAAGGUUCACUCCUUUUCUGUGGGUUCAUUGUGGGAGACGAGUGUCCACCAGAAGCUAAUUAAAAAAUCAAUUUGGGGUUCAGUUCCCACACUUGUAGUGUGAAGCACUGAGGUGUGACUUUACAUACCACCAGAUAGUGGACAAGUGUGUCUGAAAAAUGGCAGCAGACUCUUCAUCCCGUCUCCUCCUAAUGUGUCUUUUACCAAACGAUAUCCAGAGUGGGGGUUUAGCCGAUUACAGAAUGGUAUUCGAUGAGCACAAAUAAUGCAAUGCAGAGAGAUAUUCCUUCUACCCAUAAACAAACAAACAAACAAAAGAACUCCAUGACAUUAUGUGUCUUCAAUGACAAUCAUUACAGAACAAAAUGCAAAACAAACAUGUCCAUUCUGUUGGCAGCAUAGUACGUUGUUUUCACCAACAUGUCAUUUCAUUGACUACACAUUAUUGAAAAGUGAUCCUAUGAUGUCUGCUCAACCCCUCUGAACCCCAAACCAGGUUUUUAAAGACAUGUUGUCAUUUAAAAAUUGCCAAAUUUGAACAUAGAAACUGAAAAACGAUCCUUGAACUACUCGCCUGUAAAGUGUUGUUCUGUACUUGAUGUUCUUAAAAUUGUGGCAUUUCAUCAAAAUUACUUUAGUCUUCAUGUUUCUUUCUUUUUUUUUUUUGUGCCAAAAAUACAGCAUUUGCUCUAACUUGAUUCUAAAAAAGUCUGUGGCCCCCGAUGUAACUGUGAAGUCAUGAGUAGCUCAGCAGCGUCCAACAGUCACUUGACUAAAAUUCAGGAACGUCUCGGCCGACUUGCAUGCUGUGUUUACGCAGAACAGACAAGAGACAAGCACGGAAACUAAGAUGAAAAGUAGAAUACCUCUAAUAUGUAGAAACACCAUUUAUGUCCAAUAUUGGUGACACCUGUGGGCACUUGAAAAAAAUGAUGCCAGGUUGUUUUUUUAAUUU
Molecule: messenger RNA, 1941 nt
Organism: Stegastes partitus (bicolor damselfish)
Lineage: Eukaryota; Metazoa; Chordata; Actinopteri; Pomacentridae
Gene: fam180a
Product: family with sequence similarity 180 member A
Exons: 3
Coding region: 141-644 (167 amino acids)
Source: RefSeq, a predicted model, not a curated record